AUGGGGCAGUGGCCUGAGCCACAGCAAGCCCCGAGGUGCCUUCUUGCAGAACUGGCUAAUAGCCACCCUAAGCAGGGGGCCUCGCCCCACUCCCAGCUGGGGUUCCCCCUGGAGGAAGGGCUGGGCAGCUCUGUGCCCUUGAGUCUGGACGAGGUCUUGGAGAGCUAUGAGUCCAGCCACCUGGUGUCCUCUGCCUCCAUCCCGGAGCAGGACCCCCCCGAGUGUUGGAAGCGGAUGGAGCCAUGGUGAGUUUCACUGGCAUUUGGGUGGGUCCUACGGGGACACAAGGACCGCUGUGAGCAUGCCAUGCUGGGCCUGCAGCAGGAGCUGCUCCAGGUGCGGGCCUGCGUGCAGCUGCAAGACUCAGAGCUGAGGAAGCUGCGGCAGGCAGCCGGGGGCCCUGACAGGGUGAGCUGUCACUGUCCCAGGCGCCAGGGACCCCAGAACCAGAUGCAGGUCCUGGACGAGAGGCUGGUGGUUGUCCGGGAGGCCCUGACCCAGAUCAGAAAGGAGCGGGCGCUGCAGGACGCUGAGCGGCAGGAUGCUGAGCAGGAGGCCGGCUUCAGGCUGGCCAAGCUGACCAGGAAGCUGGGACGAGAGCAGGACCAGGAGGUCGCCUGCGGCGCCCUGCAGAGGAGCCGGGCAGAGGCCAGCCAGAGGGUAGGUCGGGGGGUGGCCAGGAUGCAGGUGACCAAGCUCGGCAAGGAGAUGAGCCUGCGCUUCCUGAAGAAGGAGGCCAAGCUGUGCGGCUUCUUGCAGAAGAGCUCCCUGGCCCGGGAGCAGGUGGGUGCCGGGACCGCUGGCUGGGCCUGGGUCUCUGGGAAUCCCUGCAGACAGUGCGUCUCCCCGAAGAGGUUGAAGGCCUCGGGGUGCGUGCGGCUGAAGGCAGAGAGCCGCCUGCAGGGGGAGCCGGAGAGCAGGCAGCAGCCGCUCAGCGAGCUGACCCAGCAGCUGUGCAGGCCCUGCAGGGGCAGCUGGAGGUGGGCGGCUGUGGCUGCCGCCUGGGGGCACUGGGGGCUCAGGGCCGCCCCACACAGCAGCAGGAAGAAGGCCUCCGGGUGGGCAGCGCCAGGGCCUGGACAAGGCUGUGGUCCAGUUGACCAGGUUGGUGCAGCAGAACCAGCUGUCGCUGGACCACGUCUUGCUGGCCAUGCGGGCAGCCUGGCGCGUGUCCCAAGGGGCUGUCGGGGUGUGUGGGAGGCAGUGGGUGGACAGGAGCCGUCCUUGCGGCCCGCAGCCUCUGAGCCCAGGGCUAGGCCUGCCACACCCUCUGGUGGGGCUUCCUACCCGCCCGGCCGCGGGACUGGCCUCACUGGGAUCCUGCCAGGCCAAAGGGCCCCUGUGACCACACUCCGUCCUCGGCUCCCUGGGUUCUGGAGACAGCAGCCGGGCUCACCUCCCUGGCCCAGCGCUGAGGGGCAGUCUAGGUGGCACCUACCCCCAGGGACACCAGGGGGCACUUGGAGGAGAGCCAGUGCGGGGGUGGGGGAGCGAGCUGCCUACCCGCAGGAGAGCCUGGAGGCCAUGCGGCUGGCCGGGGAGCUGGCCCAGUGGGAGACGCUCAGUGCGCUGAAGCUGGUGAGGGCACGGGGCUGGCCGGGCUCCCUGGAGGGGCCCCCACGUGCCCAGGCACCCACACUCAACCUGGUGCAGGCAGGUUGCUCUCUGGUACUGUCCCUUCCAGCUCCUGGUGGGCAGCAGGCUUUCAUGUGGACGCCCAAGCCAAGCCAGGCCUUCUUAGGGAUGAGCUCUGCUCAGCCUGGGGCCCUGCCUGUGGGACCCGGGUCUGCAGAGAGCAUGCAGCCAGGCUGUCUGGGGGCUGUGUGGGCAUGCUUGGAGCCCGAGGUGGAUGCCAUGCCCCGGCUGGCGCCGCCUCCCUGCUCCCCACAUCCUGUCCUUGGCUACCUACCUGGCCCCGCAUUUCAGACAGAGGCUGUUUCCGACAAGUGCCUCCUUCACAAGAGCGACUCUGACCUCAAGAUCUCUGCAGAGGGCAAAGCCAGGGGAGACCCUUUUGAGGUCGGGGCCAUGCGGCAGGAGCUGGCUGCCCUGCUGGACUGUCAGCACCUCAGGGAUGGCCACUGCCGGCAGAAGAUUGCCGAGAUCCAGGGCAAGCUGGCCACGUUUCAGAACCAAAUGAUAAAACUGGAAAACAGCCUUCAGGACAACAAAGCCAUCCAGACCUCAGGCUUCCCCGAGAGCAGGCUGCACGCAGAGGAGAUGGCCAUCCUGCGGGAGGGCGUGAUGCGGCUGUGGAGUGAGGUGGGCCUGGGGGCCCUGACGCCGGGCAGCAAGAGCGUCCUUGUGUCUCUAGUGAUGCAGCAGUUCUUCAUCAAGGACGUGGCACCUGGCGAGGUGGUCCCGUGGGGCGUGUAUCAGGCCAUGAGCUGGCUGCAGUGGAAGGCAGUCCUCAUGAACCUGGUGGCCCAGAGGAGGCCGAGAACGGUCUUGGAGAAGGCCCUCAGCCGGGAGCCUGCCCACCGGCUCACAUCCGUGUCCCUUUCCCAGAAAUAAAUGUGCCAGUCCCUGUGACUGUCAGAGUCCAGAG
Molecule: messenger RNA, 2548 nt
Organism: Manis javanica (Malayan pangolin)
Lineage: Eukaryota; Metazoa; Chordata; Mammalia; Pholidota; Manidae
Source: RefSeq, a predicted model, not a curated record